UGCAUGCACCUCUCCCUGUGCUGCCGGGCGGCUUCUGGCUUUCAAGUAUGUUUGCUCGAAACUGGGAAAGUCGCCCAGUCUUCGCCUGUGGGUUGAACUACACCUGGGGGACACCAGGCUGGGAUAUUUCAACGACACCAAUGCGGUAAAAGAAAACCAGAGACAACCUCGACGGCGGUAGACGCCGGUUUAGUGUGUUUUUGUUUUGUUUUGAGGUCUUUUUAAAUUCAUUUUUCAGUGAGUUCACAGGGAUCUCUUUGUUUUAGCUAGCGACACGUUAGCUGCUUCCGGAAUACAACCUUCACACAGAAAAUCAAUAUGAAGACACGGAGAUAACAUUGUCGACUCUGGAUCAUAGUUUCCCUUCAGAGUUUGAAUGGAUUUUUGCUUUGAAUAUGCAGACAUAGACUUAUGACCAGACGCAGACAGUUUUUAAGGAGAUAAGAGGACACAGAUCAUUUCCAGAGAAAGUUUGGACUGAACUUAUUCAGCCAAUGGCUACAACAGAAGUAAAAGUUGCCGGCAGCAGUAGCACUGCCGGUCUGUCGUGGGCGCGCGUGUGCAAGGAGUGUGGCCAGCAGCACGAAGGCUUGGACUGCCACCUGUAUGAGUACCAGGAUGAGGUGGACGAUGAACUGGUUUGCCACAUCUGCCUGCAGCCCCUCCUCAGACCUAUGGACACCCCUUGUGGACACACAUAUUGCUUUCAUUGUCUGAGCAACUUCUUAAAAGAGCAGGACUUCUGCCCCGUGGACCGCCAGCGACUGCAGUUACAUCAAUGCCGUCCCUCCAGUCUGCUGGUCAGAAACCUGCUGGACAAGCUGACCGUGAUGUGCCCCCACUCUACAGAGUGUCAGCAGCAGAUGCAGCGCUGUGAACUGCAGCCUCACCUGCACAACAGAUGUCCUGUUUUUAGAAGACUGAGGGAGGAAGCAGAGAAGCGGAAGAGGCCCUCGUGGAAUGAGCUAAAGGGACGUAAGGGUGACGGGGAGUCGUCUGGUGACGCUAAACACUCAACUACACUGUCCCAAAAUCCCACCAGAGAUCAGUCUGAGCCUGGGCUGAUUAAUCCUGCCUAUGAAGAAAGUGAGGAAGAACACCAACGGUCCAGUCUGGUGGCCGAGGCCAACGUGGUGGAGCUGUUCAGAGAGGAGCCAGAGGAGGAGCUGGGCCUUCGCAUCGUGGGGGGCAAAGACACACCGCUGGGGAACAUAGUCAUCCAGGAGAUUAUCCGGGACUCUCUGGCAGCUCGUGAUGGCAGACUGGCCCCAGGGGACCACAUCUUAGAGGUGAAUGAUGUCAGCCUGGCUUCAGUCCCCCACGCCCGGGCCAUCGCAGUGCUGCGGCUGCCUUCCCUCCUCAGGCUCACUGUUAUGCAGGAGAAAGGUUUCAAAUCAAGGGAUCCGCGGUCUGAUUAUCACCCUUCCUCCUGCCCCACUUCCACUGCCUCCCAGCCCUCUCACAGUCCCCAUGGCAACGCUGUCUCCAAUCACAAGGAGGUCCUGCAGGUGCCGCUCGUGAAGAGUCAGCGCACCGAACCGCUCGGCAUUAAACUCAUCCGCAAGUCGGAUGAGAGCGGGGUUUUCAUCCUGGACCUGCUGUCUGGUGGUUUGGCAGCCAAAGAUGGAAAACUGAGGAACAAUGACAAAGUGUUGGCCAUCAACGGACAUGACCUGAGGCACGGGACACCUGAGAGCGCUGCCCAGAUCAUACAGGCGAGCGAGGUGCGCGUGAACUUUGUGGUGAUGAGACCAGCGGAGGCCCAGGAGGAAGGAGGAAGCAGCCGAGAGGGACAGCACAGCCGAGCAGCCAGGAGGGCGCCUGAGCCGCAGUACUUCAGGCGCCGGUCCACCUACAUAAAGGAUCCUCCAGGUGGGUUUUCCAGCCAGGAGAAGACUGUGAGCAUGAAGAAGGAGCCUCGGCUUUCCCUGGGCAUCACCAUCGCCGGGGGACGAGACUGUCGGAGCCGGCUACCUGUUUACAUCACUAGUGUGCAGCCAGUCGGCUGUCUUCACCGAGAUGGCACCAUCCAAAGAGGCGACGUUCUGCUGAGCAUCAACGGUGUCGAUCUGACACAGCUGACCUACAAUGAGGCCGUUUCUGUGCUAAAGACUCAGACUGCUCAGUCCCAGGUGGCGCUCCGUGUCAUCCAGACCCUCUCCGAGGACUCAGUCGAGGACACAGAGGCUGCCAACAAGGACGAACUGGACACGGUGGACGACCCGCGAGACGACGCCCUCAACUGGACGCCGCUGUGGACUCGCUGGCUGGGAUUACCAAGUCCCAUGCACUGGUGCCGGGACAUCGUCCUGCAGAAGACCAACAACGAGAGCUGGGGCUUCAGUAUCGUCGGCGGCUACGAGGAGAGUCACGGCCAGCAGCCUUUCUUCAUCAAAACCAUUGUGCCUGGUACACCCGCUCACUUUGAUGGACGCCUCAAGUGCGGUGAUGAGAUUGUGGCGGUGAACGGAGCCACGACGGUGGGAAUGAACAACUCUUCUCUCAUCCCCAUGCUCAAGCUGCAGAAGAAUAAAGUCACUCUGACUGUGGUGUCCUGGCCUGGGAGUCUCGUGUAGCGAAACACACCUGCACAUUCACGCUCUUUUCUUUCUGUCAUCAUCUUUAAUUGUUUUAAAGCACACACGCAGAUCCUCGCCCUGUUCUGCUGCAUUUUUGACUCACUGUCCCUUCCACAUGUAACUCGUAGUUAGGUUACAUUGUUGUUCAGUGUUUUGAUCCCUUACGUAACACUUAACAUGUGUGCUUAAGAACCAGCUGUCUACAAUGGUAAGGACUUUCCCGAGCACGCAUUGAGCAGGCGCCUGUUUGUUUCAGUGUCCUCUCACUCAAAGAGCAGAUGAUUGGCCAAAAUGGGUUUAGGGUGCAAAAAUGAUGACAAUCAGUGAAUUACAUCCUAAGGACAAACUGGAAGGAUGUUUGUGAUCCUUUACUGAAUACUUUUAUUUAUAUUUAUGUUUUGCUUUCCUGUUAAAUAAUGUUAUCACUUGGUAGUCAUGACUUCAUCCAAAGAUGAAAUGUAGUGCUUACAAUAUAUGUAGACCGUCGUGAUGAAGAAUAAUAGUUGACUACAUAUAACAAGAUGGCUGCUGACUGUAAAGACUCAUGCCAAAGACAGAACAAUCAUCCUGUCCUGUAGCUUUUGUAUCACUGGUGGGAUUUUAUCAACUUUACUACAUUGCACUUCCAAAACGUGCAGCAGGAUGAUGAAACUGAUGGAAAUUCAAGUAAAUUCAGUCAGUCAAAGUGAUGUCGUGGAUGAAAUAAACAGCUGCAGCUAGAAAAAGAAACCUUGGUUUUAACAGGGAGGUUGUUGAGAAGCCAAAGAAAAGACCUUCAGUCAUUUUUUUAUUUGACACUUUAAAGAGGCUUAAAGAGCCAGAAUAUACAGUGUGUGUGUGUGU
This is a messenger RNA of Cottoperca gobio, 3422 nucleotides long. RefSeq names its product ligand of numb-protein X 2b (gene lnx2b). The record is from RefSeq and is a predicted model, not a curated record. The transcript is spliced from 10 exons. Gene Ontology annotation, molecular function: protein binding; ubiquitin-protein transferase activity. NCBI's taxonomy places the organism in Eukaryota, Metazoa, Chordata, Actinopteri, Perciformes, Bovichtidae. The coding region runs from base 495 to 2576 and encodes 693 amino acids.